Molecule: messenger RNA, 2126 nt
Organism: Stegostoma tigrinum
Lineage: Eukaryota; Metazoa; Chordata; Chondrichthyes; Orectolobiformes; Stegostomatidae
Gene: ap5m1
Product: adaptor related protein complex 5 subunit mu 1
Exons: 8
Coding region: 119-1621 (500 amino acids)
Biological process (GO): endosomal transport
Cellular component (GO): AP-type membrane coat adaptor complex; lysosome; cytosol
Source: RefSeq, a predicted model, not a curated record
UUGGUCCUGUUGUCGGGGCUAGAGUUUUAAUGGGAUCGGGUACCUGGUGGAAAAUUGUCAGGAUCACCACGGAACACUCUAUUUUUCUUUAACAGGAAUCUGUCUAGGUUUGGUAAAAAUGAGUGUUCGUGCGAUUUGGUUGCUGGGGCUCGAAAAGGGAGCAGCAUCCGUGAAAAUGUCAAGACGAUAUCCAACUGUUGAAAAAAGAGCCCGAAAUUUCAAUGGGAAAAACUAUACAGAGGUACCAGAAGACAAGAUCUUCCUAAAUGCAUUGUUAACUGAGCUCAGUAUGACUGAACUGGAUAAGAACUUUGUGGAGCACAGAGAUAGCUGUUGCAGAAUAAAUCGGACGUCUGCUUAUGAAAUUGCAGUUGGAGAUGGUGUUCUGUGGCCUGUCCUUGUAAUGACACAAAAUGCUAUCCUCUAUGCUUGCCUACCUUUAGUGGAACAGUCUUUGACUCCUCGCCCACCAUUAUUUUCUCUACGUGGAAUUUCUUCUGCAUUUGCUCUGCUAUCAGGGUUAAUGACCUUUUUAACCAUGACACAAAGAAGUGAACCAGAAAUGACUACCAAAUUGACACAGAUCUCUGCUAUGUUAAUGCAUGCUUGUCCGUUGGGGACUCCAACAGACACUGACUUUGGAUUGAUGCAGACCCUGUCUGGCAGCCUUGUACCUCAGACUCCAAUAUCUUCAGCACAGUUACAAAAGCAACCAGCUUGGAAGCCUGGUAUAUACAAAGGAAAACCACAGGUUAAUGUCUGUGUGACUGAACAGAUUAGAUCUAUGCAAUAUGACAAGAAUGAUGUCAUUGAUGUCUGGCAGGAGUAUGGAACUGUAACAUGUAAGUGUGAUCUAGAAGGAAUAAUGCCCACUGUUACAGUAAGCCUGAAUCUACCAAUCAAUGGCUCUCCUCUACAGGAUAUCCUUGUGCAUCCAUGUGUCAGUGCUGUUGAUUCUACUAUCCUCGCGUUUAACAGUGUUGAUGAUGUGGAUGAUUCACUGUUUAAUGGACCGUAUAAAUUUUCUUUCACACCGCCAUUAGAUGUAUUUAAACUUUGCUACUACACCUCCCAGGUACCCAUCCCUCCAAUUCUUGGUUGCUAUCAAAUGAAAGAAGAGGAACAAUACUUAAAGAUUACAGUUAAUCUGAAACUACAUGAAAGUGUCAAAAAUGGAUUUGAAUAUUGUGAAGCUCAUAUUCCUUUUUUCAACAGGGGUCCAAUAAUACACGCUGAGUGUAAGGUGAGCCAUGGGCAACUGGAGGUGUCACGGGAGAAAAGCUUGCUGGUCUGGGUCAUUGGUCAGAAAUUCCCUAAAUCUUUGGAGGUAUCUUUAACUGGUACUGUAAUAUUCCCUGCAUUUGGUGUAGCAAACCAUUCAGUGCAGCUAACAGAUCCAUUUUGCACUGGCCUUACUGCAUAUGUUAAGCUUUACUUUCGAAUACCAGAUUAUACAUUGACAGGUUGUUACGUGGACCAGCAUUCUGUACAAGUAUAUUCAUCAGCAAAACCCAAAAUCGUGACAUUAUCCGUUGCCACAAUUAAAGAAGAAACAGCUGCAUUUCAAAGGGAUUCCGAUUCUAGAAGCUUAAUCGUGAUUGACAAGGCCUUCUUAUUCUAGGCAAUAAGAAAACUCUGGGAGUCCUUUCUUCUUCUGAAACUUCAAUCAUUUUCAAAAAUUCUCAUUUGGAUUUCAUUCUAUUCCUUUUAUAACUAUUCUGCUAUACGAUUUUACAAAGUUGAAAGAUGCUUAGUAUUUGCAGUAUAUAUGAAUUGCAUUCAUCCCAAGAUUGGUGCCAGACCUAUAUUGUUGAUGGGGAGGAAGCUAAAAUCCAUUUAGCUUCACAACACGGUUAUAAAACAUUGUGAAAAUCCUGCAGACGGUCUUCUGUCACAAUACUUUUAUCUGUGUACAUAAAAGUACCUUGCAGCAUGGCAUUCUAUAAGCUAAAAUGUCCAGGAAGUGUGCACAUUAAAGCUACUGUUUUUAGUAUUUUCACGCCUUUUUUGUAUCAGAGCCUGCAUUUUAAAAGAUACUUUGUCAUGUUGAGAAGUUGUAAGUAGAUUAGUAAAUGAAUUCUGGAACAUAACCUUUUUUUUCCUCAACUGUACCUAUUCAAUUAUAU